UACUCAGUUGGUGUACCAACAAUCAAUUAUAAUAGCUGUUUUUCUAUGUCCUGCCGUGUGCCGUAACAUGUGCUACAAGAACUCCGAAGGGCCAUCAUUUUCGUAUCAAACACAAUGUCACAAGUUUAAAAGUGAUACCGUAGUAGACUACCUGACAUCAAAUCAAUACGCUAAAAUAUGUAAUGACAUAAUUGCCGCAUUUCUAGCAACAUUGAAUGUCCAGCAUAACUACAUAUGAGUAUAUUGAUUUUUGCGACUUCAGAAUGAGAUCUCAUACUCCACACGACACUUCUUAAACGCGCGAUUCCACCAAAAGCGGUUGCACAAGAUAAAGAAGCUGACGUUUGAAACCUGAAACUACAACUAGUAAGGGAAAGAGAUUUACAGCACAUCAAAAUAAGUGGUUCUUUUUAAACUAAUAAUGAGCCUGUGGAUAUUUAUGCAAACCCAUAUUUGUAGGAAUAUAAUUUAAAAAAUCGUACUCAGUCAGUACGUGGUUUUACCUAGUACAUUCUAUGAAGAAUAUUAUAUCUUGAAUAUUUUAUUUAUUUUUGCAUAUCAUGUGCAUUCUUUGCGUUUCAUUACCUUGAAAAUCCUAUAAAUGCAUAAAAAUCCGCAGCCUAGUAAUAUUGAUGUUAUGUUGAUGUUACUUCUACGGUAUUUAAUUUAACCUGAUGGGGUAAUUAAUCUGAGUUUGGAAUAUUUAGUGCGUCGGAAAACCGGAAACCCCGAAAUACUUCAUGUGACAUACUACAAUAAACUCGAACGAUACAUCCAACUUUUGGGUCAAGAUCCGCGUCAUAAAAGUAGCACUAGAAAUAUGAUUGUAAUAAUAGUGGUGACUAGUAUCGCAUGCAUCACUAUCCCAACGGUAAGAACAACACGUCAAUCAUUAUAUAGAAAAGUAGAAAGGAUAAAAUGAUAAAACUGAAUUGAGUAAAUGCUACGGAAUGAAGCUAAUAAUCAGGUAAUGUGAUUAAACAAUUGGGACCUGCAACCGAUAGACAAUAGAGUUAUUUGCGUCGUUGUAUAAAAAUGAUAUGGAUGGAGUCAUCGAGUGUCUGUCAUAUUUUGUCACAUCUUCCACCAGUGCUGUUAAAGUAUUAAAUAUGCAUUUCAACAAACGAAAUGUGAGCAAAUAUCUUCUUACAUAAGAAAUUUUUUCAUACAAGAAGCAUAGAAACUUAUCGUUUUUCUAGUUCAGCAAACUGUUCCAACUUGUGGCAAGACAAUGGCAGCAAUUGAAAUUGAACAACGAAUUGCACGUUCUAGAGAAAGUAGUCAUGCAAGGCAACAGGAUGGCGCACUUUUAUCGUAACACUUUAGUAUCUUUUAUGGUAUUGUUCUUGUUGGUGCCACUAAUUUCUCCAAUUCUUGAUAUUGUCCAUCCAAUAAACGGAACUCGAAAACGCCAACAACUACUAAGAGUUAAUUAUAUAUUUUUUAACGGUGAUGACUAUUUUUUUUACAUUUAUUUACAAUUAUUUUGGAGCUCUGUCAUUGUGGUGCUCACCAUAGUAGGUGCAGAUUGGUUGUAUAUGUUAAUAAUUCAUCAUAGUAGUGGAUUAUUUGCUGUUUGUGGGUAAAUGUCAUGAUGUUAUGUAGGACUUGGUAUCAGUCGCCAUACUCGCAUGUACUUGUUAAUAUUAUAAUCAUUAUAUUUAUAUUAAGUAUACACAUUUUCAUUAUUUGUUUUCAUAACUGUAGAUAUCAAAUUCAAAAAGCAACUGAGAAUCUAAAUUACUUUUCUGGUGAAAAAGAAUCUGAGAAUCUGACAUAUGAAAAAUUCCGAAAUUGCGUGAUGAUGCAUAAGGAAGCGAUACGGUUUUACAAUAUAUUGAACGAAAGCAGCCAAAGUAGUUAUUUAAUCCAGGUUGGAUUAAACAUAUUGAGUAUAAGCACAGCAGCAGUUCAAACCGUAGUAAACUUGGACAGACCAGAAGAAGCAAUACGAAGUGCUGUAUUUUGUGGCGCUUGUCAAUUUCAUUUGUUUCUACUUAGCUUACCUGGUCAGGUACUUCUGGAUCAUUCUUCUGAGUUAGCAGAUAAUAUUUACAGCUCCAAAUGGUAUAAGGCACCCGUGCAGAUUCAAAAAGUACUAUACGUGAUGCAAAUAAGAUGCAGAAGGUUCUGUUCAUUGACGGCAGGUGGAUUGUAUGAAAUGAAUAUAGAAAACUUCGGAAUAACCUUCAAAACGUGCAUAUCCUAUAUUACAAUGUUGAUGUCCAUGAAAGAUUGA
Messenger RNA from Bombus pascuorum, 2239 nucleotides. RefSeq lists its product as uncharacterized. The transcript has 6 exons. Gene Ontology annotation, molecular function: olfactory receptor activity; odorant binding. Bases 1592 to 2239 code for a protein of 215 amino acids. Gene Ontology annotation, biological process: detection of chemical stimulus involved in sensory perception of smell; sensory perception of smell. Gene Ontology annotation, cellular component: plasma membrane. The record is from RefSeq and is a predicted model, not a curated record. Lineage: Eukaryota; Metazoa; Arthropoda; Insecta; Hymenoptera; Apidae.